Messenger RNA from Penicillium nucicola, 1074 nucleotides. RefSeq lists its product as uncharacterized. Gene Ontology annotation, molecular function: branched-chain-amino-acid:2-oxoglutarate transaminase activity. The coding region runs from base 1 to 1074 and encodes 357 amino acids. The record is from RefSeq and is a predicted model, not a curated record. Gene Ontology annotation, biological process: branched-chain amino acid metabolic process. NCBI's taxonomy places the organism in Eukaryota, Fungi, Ascomycota, Eurotiomycetes, Eurotiales, Aspergillaceae. The transcript has 6 exons.
AUGGCAUCUUUUCCCCCACCCCCUCUUGCAUCCAUAGAAUGGAACAAGCUGGGUGUUGCUCCCAUGGACGUCUAUGGUCAUGUUGAGUCAGAGUAUUCAAUCGCAACUGGAGAAUGGUCAAAGCCACAUUUCGUGGAAGAUCCAUUUAUCAAAGUCCAUGGGCUCGCACCAGGUCUCAAUUACGGCCAACAAGCCUUUGAAGGCAUGAAAGCAUACCGUGACCCUAAAGGCCAGAUCCAAAUUUUUCGACCGAAGGAUCAUGCAGCUCGUCUAGCUCUGUCUUGUUCGACCAUCGCCAUUCCCACAAUCCCCGAAGAUGUUUUUCUUGCUAGCAUUAACCUAGCGGUCGCCCGCAAUGCCGAGUAUGUUCCUCCUCAUGACUCUGAUGCCGCGUUAUACAUCCGACCCUUAGUCUUUGGCUCUGAAGCCUUCUUUGCCGUGUCUGCGGGUACCGGUUAUCGGUUCUGUGUGUAUGUGCAGCCAUACAAGGCGUAUCACGGAGUCCAACCAUUGCCUGCGCUUGUGCUGGAAGAACUAGAUCGAGCUGCACCUCAAGGUGUUGGUCACGUUAAGGUCGGAGGCAACUAUGCGCCUGUGUUGAAGUGGAGUGACAAAGCCCGCGCAGAAGGGUUCCACAUCACCUUGCACCUCGACAGCCGAACGCAAUCGCAGAUUGAUGAAUUCAGCACUUCAGGAUUUCUGGGACUGAAAAAGACUGGAGACUCAUUCACUCUGGUCGUCCCCAGCUCUCCAUCCAUUCUGAAGAGUGUCACCAGUACAUCGUGCGUGGAAUUGGCACGGUCAUUUGGGUGGGCUGUAGAGUUGCGACCGAUUCCAUACCUUGAAUUGCCACAUUUCAUAGAAAUAUUGGCUGCAGGAACAGCGGCGAUGGUGGUUCCAAUCAAAUCGAUCACCCGGAGAUCUACCGGAGAUGUAUUCACUUACUCUGUGGACGGACCUGGUGAGGCUUGCCAACGUCUUUCAAGUGCGUUAUUGUCGGUGCAAAAGGGAUUGACUACCAAUGAUAAUGACUGGCUUUGGCCCGUGGCGCCAGUGGCCGAUGCUGAGGAAUGA